CUUUUCUGGUGACGUCAUGUAAAUGUGGAAAUCAGGCGUCAGCUCGGAAACACAUUGCCCGCAUGUCGUCAUUUCUUCGGUUGUAGAUGGGUGGCGGCUGAAGAAGAGUAAUUUAAAGGUUGCGGCUCACCUUGAAACGACGAUAUAAAAGCUGUGGUCUGUUUUGCGCCUGUGUAUUUGGUUUGAAUUGUGUGUUUGCUAGCCUGUUAGCUAGCGGCGAUGUCAUUUUCACCAUAGCCAACUUUUCAUGUCCUCGGAAUGCAUUUGUUUUGAGUUCUAUCAUUCGUUCAUUUAUCACAAUUUCUGUGUAUUUAUAGUCUAGAAUAAGGUUCAUGGAAAGGAGGAGUGUAGCGUUAAAAUUUCUUUGGAUGGACUGAACUCUUGGCUUGUAAAAGGAUGAGUCAUACAUGGUGUCUCAGUGCCUGUCUUAAACCAAACAGAACGUUUUACUUAUGGAGCCCUUGCAAAUCAGCAUCCUCACAAUUUCCCUUCUCAGGUACCUUGCACUGUUCCCUCCAUGUCCAGCAUCCUCCUUGCAGGAAGGUGAUCCUCCUCAGCCAGAAGCACGUCCUUCACUCGCGGCUCCGGGCUCAGAAGGAACGCCUGUGCAGGGCUAACCAAGUUGUGAGACAGAAGCUCGGGCUCCACACCAGUGGUCUGCAUUUGAACACUUCAGCAUCACGUUGGUCCACGGGCCUCAGCCAGCACAUGUCUCGGGUAAAGAACACAUUGGACACAGUUUCCAAAGCUGUGACCCAAACCAACCUCCUCUCCAAGAUUGCCCGGCUCAAAACAAACAAAGGUGGCAAAAAUGUGGCAUCGACUACUGAAUCGAAAAUUGUGGAAAUCACUCCGGUUUCUCCAGCUGCUCCCAAGAAUCAAGUGAGUCUGCCAUGCAGUCCUUCGAGUCAGACAUCUGUGGCUAAACUGGAGGGUGGUGCCACGGCUCCCUCACCUCCCCAACCUCGUAACACCUCGCAAGCGAGCGCCACUGCUGCCAUUGUGGCCGCGCGGGAAGUAAGGGAGAAAAAACUGCAGCGUGUCAACGCCACCGUCAAGCCAGAGGAGCCUCAGCAGUCAUCUGGUGAGAGUGGGACUCUGUCUUCCAAACAACCCACUGCACUUUUUCACCCCAGCACAUUUUCAGUAAACCUGGAUGAAACCUACAACUACCUCGCCCACCACAUCAAUUCCUACUUUGGGAGCAUUACACAGAAAAAAGACGUGGACAACCAUGCUGAUGUAGCAUCUAAUCCCCCCUCUCAGGUUCUAAAAAUGAGUGAUUCCUUGUCCAAUAAACCAGAUCAUAUUCCUCCUACUGCACCCACUUCGUCCAAGAAAGGUCUCAGUCACUACCUGUCCUAUUCCGCUCCCACCGUGCAAGCUUUUGUGGGUAGCUACAUCGCCCCCUUGGUCCCCAAGUUCAGGACAGGGGAGACCAAAAGUGCCACGGAUGAAGUCAAGAAGCUGCAGGAUGAGCCGGUGAAGCAGGUGGAGAAAGCUGUCAGUACAGAGCAUAAAGCGGCAGAGGAGAAGGCCAAGAAACUUCUGGUCCAAAGGGAAAAGAUCAUCGCCAGGGUGAGCGUAGACAAUCGAACCCGGGCACUGGUCCAGGCGCUCCACAGGGCCACCGACGUAAGGGUAUACAUCAGCAGGGUGGAGGACCUCAGCUACCACCUGCUGGAGUUUCCCGAAACAUGUGGGGUUGCCGUCAAGGAGAAGGUAAUCCCCUGCCUGCUGCGUCUGCAACAGGCCAGUGACCCUGGAUUGAGGGAAGCGGUCAGAGAAGCUCUUGCUCUGGUGGGCUACCAUAAACCCGUGAAAGGCCGCGGCAUACGCAUCCUGUCCAUAGAUGGGGGAGGCUUAAGGGGACUUCUUGCCCUUCAGACUUUGCACAAGUUGGAGGCCUUGACCGGCAAACCGAUUUACAAACUCUUUGAUUAUAUUUGUGGUGUCAGCACAGGUGCAAUCCUGGGGUUCAUGCUGGGUAUUUUCCAACUCCCACCAAGCGAGUGUGAUGACCUCUACCGCAAGUUGGGCUCGGACGUUUUCAAGCAGAACGUGAUUGUCGGCACAGUGAAGAUGGGCUGGAGUCACGCUUUCUAUGACAGCGAAGCCUGGGAGAGCAUGCUCAAGGAGAAAAUGGGCUCGCACCUCCUAGUGGAGACUUCUAGAAACCCUGAAUGUCCCAAAGUGGCAGCGGUGAGUGCCAUCGUGAACCGAGGCACUCCUCUCAAGGCCUACGUGUUCAGGAAUUACAACCUGCUGCCGGGCGUGCGCUCCCACUACCUGGGGGGCUGUCAACACCAGCUCUGGCAGGCCAUCCGAGCCACAUCGGCGGCCCCCGGGUAUUUCCAGGAGUUCCCGUUAGGGAGUGAUCUCCACCAGGACGGAGGUUUGCUCAUCAACAACCCCACCGCGCUGGCCAUCCAUGAAUCCAAGUGUCUGUGGCCCAACACGCCCUUGGAGUGUGUGGUUUCGGUGGGCACGGGUCGCUUUGAAACGGCGGGCAAGAGCAACAGCGGCACAUACACAAGCCUUAAAACCAAAAUCAACAAUGUCAUCAGCAGCGCCACAGACACCGAGGAGGUCCACGCCAUGCUGGACAGCUUCCUGCCCGCUGACGCGUAUUUCCGCUUCAACCCGUACGUGAGCGAGGACAUCGCCAUUGACGACAACCGGCAGGAGAAGAUGGCCCUGCUUCAGGCCGAGGGCUUCCGCUACCUGGAGAGGAAUGAGGAGAAGCUGAGGAAGGCGGCUGCCAUCCUCACCAGAGAGAAGGGCUCCAUGCGGAGGUUGGCAGACUGGGUCAGGACCAGGGCGGACAUGUAUAACUUUAUUUCCUUGAAUUCCAUUAGGUUUUAGCCACAGCAACAACAACAACAAAACACCUUUUACCUCACACAUGGAGACUUCCUUUCCUUCUACGACGCUUGGAACUGGAGCCUCAGGUUUUGUUUAUGACGUCACCCUAAGCGCACCCCACAUUUCAUAGUGUAGCAUCCCUGCAUGAGUAUCGCGUCCACUGGUUUAUUUGUGUUCUCCUUGGUGCUGCUAAGCUGCAUGGCACUAAUUCAAACAAAUGGGAACUUAACUUUUUUUUUUUUUUAAGCUAGCUUUCUAGAUUGUUUUAACUUCGGUGAACACUGUUUUCGUAACUAUCGUCUGCCUCAUUAAAACAGUUCAUUUUAACAAUCUGUUUUAAAUGGAUACACAAAUACCGAAAUCUGAAAUCGUUUGUUUGUU
Molecule: messenger RNA, 3246 nt
Organism: Hippocampus comes (tiger tail seahorse)
Lineage: Eukaryota; Metazoa; Chordata; Actinopteri; Syngnathiformes; Syngnathidae
Product: calcium-independent phospholipase A2-gamma-like
Exons: 10
Coding region: 397-2865 (822 amino acids)
Biological process (GO): arachidonate metabolic process
Cellular component (GO): membrane
Source: RefSeq, a predicted model, not a curated record